Neomonachus schauinslandi (Hawaiian monk seal) is the source of this 5398-nucleotide messenger RNA. RefSeq names its product rabenosyn, RAB effector (gene RBSN). Gene Ontology annotation, molecular function: metal ion binding. The coding region runs from base 264 to 2612 and encodes 782 amino acids. The transcript has 12 exons. Lineage: Eukaryota; Metazoa; Chordata; Mammalia; Carnivora; Phocidae. The record is from RefSeq and is a predicted model, not a curated record.
UGGCGGCUGCUGCUGAGUGAGGGACUGCAAAGGCCCAGAGCCCGGGCGGGAGGACCCGACGGGCCUGCGUGCCAGUGGGAGCGCGGCCGGAGCUUCUCCUACUCCAAAGAGGAAACCUCAUCCAGGGCCAUGAUACCACUUCUCCAUCAUCUGUGUGCUGCUUGGUUAAGCUAAUGCUGUGAGAGCCCUGGUCCCUUGUGGAGGAAUCAAGCUGACUGUUGGCAUGAGGCCUCUGUCUUGCAGGGGUUGAAAGGGACACUGCUAUGGCUUCUCUGGAUGACCCUGGGGAAGUGAGGGAGGGCUUCCUUUGCCCUUUGUGCCUGAAGAACCUGCAGUCUUUCUAUCAGCUUCAGUCACAUUAUGAGGAAGAGCACUCUGGGGAAGACCGUGAUGUCAAAGGGCAAAUUAAAAGUCUUGUCCAGAAGGCUAAGAAAGCCAAGAACAGGCUGUUGAAACGAGAAGAUGACCGAGCAGAAUCAGGGACACAAGGAUAUGAGUCUUUCAGUUAUGGAGGGGUCGACCCUUACAUGUGGGAACCCCAGGAACUAGGCGCUGUGAGAAGCCAUCUUUCUGACUUCAAAAAACACCGAGCUGCCAGAAUUGACCACUAUGUUGUUGAAGUCAAUAAAUUAAUAAUCAGGUUAGAGAAGCUCACUGCAUUUGACAGAACGAAUACCGAAUCUGCUAAGAUACGAGCAAUAGAAAAGUCUGUGGUGCCUUGGGUCAACGACCAAGAUGUCCCUUUCUGUCCGGACUGUGGGAAUAAGUUCAGCAUCCGUAACCGCCGCCACCACUGCCGCCUCUGCGGGUCUAUUAUGUGCAAGAAGUGUAUGGAGCUCAUCAGCCUCCCUUUUGCAAACAAGCUCACCAGUGCCAGCAAAGAUUCCCUGAGCACCCACACCAGCCCCAGCCAGUCACCCAACAGUGUCCAUGGCUCCCGCCGGGGCAGUAUCAGCAGCGUGAGCAGUGUAAGCUCCGUCCUGGAUGAAAAGGAUGACGACCGGAUCCGCUGCUGUACACACUGCAAGGACACGCUGCUCAAGAGAGAGCAGCAGAUUGAUGAGAAGGAGCACACCCCCGACAUUGUAAAGCUCUAUGAGAAAUUACGACUUUGCAUGGAGAAAGUUGACCAAAAAGCUCCCGAAUACAUCAGGAUGGCAGCAUCAUUAAAUGCUGGGGAGACAACCUACAGCCUGGAACAUGCCAGUGACCUUCGAGUGGAAGUGCAGAAAGUGUACGAGCUCAUAGAUGCUUUAAGUAAGAAGAUCUUAACCUUAGGCUUGAACCAGGACCCUCCACCACAUCCAAACACUUUGCGGCUGCAGAGGAUGAUCAGAUACUCAGCUACACUGUUUGUGCAGGAAAAGUUGCUGGGUUUGAUGUCACUGCCAACCAGAGAACAGUUUGAGGAACUGAAAAAGAAAAGGAAACAGGAAAUGGAGAGGAAGAGGAUCCUGGAGAGACAGGUUGUCCUGGAAUCCCAGCAACGGUUUGAGGAAAGGCGGAGUGACCUGGCGUCUCGUGCGGCCAACGGGGAGGUGGUGUCCCUUCGAGGGGGACCUGCCCCCCUGAGAAAGGCUGAGGGCUGGCUCCCGCUGUCAGGAAGUCCGGGGCAGAGUGAAGACUCGGACCCCCUCCUCCAGCAGAUCCACAACAUCACAUCAUUUAUUAGGCAGGCCAAGGCUGCCGGGCGGACAGACGAAGUGCGCACACUGCAGGAAAACCUGCGGCAGUUGCAGGAUGAGUAUGACCAGCAGCAGACGGAGAAGGCCAUUGAGCUGUCACGGAGGCAGGCCGAGGAGGAGGACCUGCAGCGAGAACAGCUGCAGAGGCUUUGUGAACGGGAGUGGGAACGAGAGAGGGAGCAAUUCCGGGCCGCGUCCCUACAUACACGGACUCGGUCCCUGGACUUCCGAGAAAUCAGGCCUUUUCAGCUGGAGCCUGGCAGGGAGCCUCGUACCCACCUUGCUUAUGCUUUGGAUCUAGGCUUUUCCUCAGUUCAGAGCAGUGCAGCUGCGGAGCCCCCUGCGCCCAGCUCAGCUCUCGAGCCAGCCAGAGUGUGGUCUGGACCCCCAGCCCUCGGCCAGGAAUUCUUCCCCCAGAGCAUGAUUUCACAGCAAAAUGAGCUGGCCUCCCUAAACCCCUUCUAUGAGGAAGACCCCUCCAGCCCCACAGCAGGGGGCACUACCAGCCCUCCUGCCGCAGAGCAUUCCUUUGGCCCUUCAGUCUCCAUCCUCAAAGAAUACAAUCCUUUUGAGGAAGAAGAAGAGGAGGCUGUCGCAGGGAAUCCCUUCACUAACCCAGAUAGUCCAGCGCCCAACCCCUUUGAUGAGGAAGAUGAGCAUCCCCACCAGAGGCCCUCAAGCCCUCCUGUUCCUGGUAACCCCUUUGAGGAAGCCACCUGUACCAACCCCUUUGAGAUGGACAGUGACAGUGGGCCAGAGGGCGAGGAGCCCAUAGAGGAGGAGCUCCUCCUCCAGCAGAUUGAUAACAUCAAGGCGUACAUUUUUGAUGCCAAGCAGUGUGGCCGCCUGGAUGAGGUGGAAGUGCUGACAGAGAACCUGAGGGAGCUGAAGCGCACCCUGGCCAAACAGAAGCGGGGUACCGACUGACCCCACUGACUGUGGAUGGGGCAUCUUUGGGCCCAGGGCCUGGCAGGAGCCUGUGGAGCAGGACAGGGCUGGUGGGCCCGAUGGGGAAGGAGGAAGGGUGACAACUAAGAUGCACACAGGUUAGGGCAGGGAAUCUGCUGUUUCGUGCUGUGCACUUGGAGGUUUUUCCACUACAGUUGAAUAAUAAAGUGGAAACCAGAACAGGAAGAAUCAGCAUUCAUUUGCUGUAUUUCCUGGGGUUUUUAAAAAAUAUUUUUUGUUUUUGUUUUUUUGAAUCGGGUUUUCCCUUUAGAAGGGAUUUUAAAUUUUCAUUACUGAGUAGAACUAGAGGCAGUUCUCUUGGGCAGCCCUCGUGGGUCCACUUGCUCCUGCCUAGUCUUUGGUCUUGAUGCAGUAUUAUAGGGCACUUUCUUUGGCCAAGACAGACUUGAUGGAUUCCUUUAAACCUUACUCUGGUCUGACAGAAGUCUGUCCCCCUAGGCUGUGGGUUCUUUCACCUGGGGCAUCCUCUAUCCUGCUGGGUACAUCCCACCUGUGCGGCAGAAGGGGGAGCUACUGCUCUGAAGCCAGUAGUUUAGACCCAGGAGAGCCCAGCACCUCUUUUUAAGAGGGGGUGAUGGGGGGGUGAUGUUUUACCAGGGCAUUUCCCUGUCAGUUUAAGUCCUUGUUUGUCUCUUUCAGGAGGCUAAACUUCAGUGCAGGGGGAUCACUGGGUCUGACCAUGGUCUAUUUAGAAAAUAGGAGUGGUGAACUUUUCGGAUGACGGAGGCAGUAGUAUUUGGGAGCAGAGUUGUCUACCCAAAUGUUGCUCUGAAUGACUGAUGGAACAAUCGUCUGUCCCCAGCAAAACCCCCCUCUAGAACUUUGGUGAAAUUACUCUGACUUGGGCUUUUUCAGAGGGCCCAGUCUAUAAUUUAGGAUUGGUAAUCAGGAAGCUUUUGUGGAACAUUGCCAGGAGAAUGGAAGCUUCCCUGAGUCAGAAGAUAAAUUAAAAUGAUUUUCAGGGCUAGUUGAUCAGCCUUCUUCCCUUUUGGUUCAUCCUGUCCUGACCGGGGGCACCAGUGGGGUAUUUUCCUACCAAUGUUUAGUAUUAAGAAACGGAAGUGUUUGAAGAGGCACAAUCCAGGAUCAUUCCAGUAGCACCGCAGUACUUGAACUCUUCAUCGAUUAAGGGCAAAAAGGGAAAUUGUUAAUUUAGCUCUGGUGCUUUGGUUUACAUAAUCCUUAACUGAUGUCUGACAUCAUGAUACUCAAGUGUGCUCAGCUCUAGAUAGAGUUCCUGCAAUUAGGCGUUUCUGAUUAAAGAACAAUAACUGACCACUAGUCACUUUAUACCCCUUAACUAACUAUGGGUCAUCCUUUCACUGAUUACUGGUGUGAGAGCUGAGAUUCAUUUUGUUACCUUCUGGGAAGACCCCUUUUGGUCUUGAGGAUGUUUGAAGAACUGUGGUGUAAAGGUAGUCUGUAUUUUUGUUGACACUAUUCACAUUUCUUUGGCAUCUGUUGGAUCUUGCGCUGAAUGAAAAGAUUUUGCAUAGGGAUGUGGGAAUGGGAUAUGGGUGGAGGGUGUGUGGAGGAUGCUUUGCGUUGGGGUUCUGUUCACAAAGGAAUAUGAGUGGAUUACUAAUGUCAACCAAGUUCCCAGCCUUGUUGAUUAUUGUGGUUGGGAAGUUGACAACCAGGUAUCUAAAGUAUUGCCUGGUAAGGCAUCUUUCUUCCUUCUCAUGCCCUUCCUGCUGUCGUUGUGGAGGGUUUCGUGGCUGGCUGGCAUGCUUCCUACUGCUAGUCUGUCAUUGCUCUCUGAUCGAAGAGGACGACACUCUGCACCAAAAAGCAGGUAGUUCCGGAAGCUAAAUGCUGCUUUCCAUCAUAAAUACUUUUCUUAUGAGAAUAUAUCUCUUCAUUAGCUAGUGAUUUCAAUUCAGACUAGUUUACUGAACAUACCUUUUCCUGAAGUCAACCCAGGUAGCAAUCUGUAAGUAACUAAGAGCGUUAAGAACCACAGAUAUAAGAAACAUUAUUUUUAAACUUAAAACAAAAAACACUGAAUAUACUAAACCAAACUAAAACCUUCUGAUGUGAUUGAAUUCUUCCAUGGGUGUAUUCUUCCAUGAAUUCUUCCAUUUAAUUCUUCCAUGGCUAUAUUCUCCUAUAGUCAUAGGCCUGACUGGAAUUAGAAUUCUCUAUCCCUAACAUUUCCCAGAAUUCACACAGCACAAAGUUGGAUUUACAGAGAUGGGUUAUCGUCAGGGUAGAUAAAGAUGGCCUAUGAAUUGCAGCCACAGCUUCAAGUGCUUACCUGAUGUGAAUACUUCACUCUUCCUGCAGUCCUUCAAGGCAAACAGCUCCAUCUCACGAGAAAAUGAGCAAGUUCUUGAUGCAGCAUUGGCAAAUAUCCCUAGGCCUAGAUCAUGUAUGGAAGAGACUUUGGGAAUUCAGGCAUCAAAUGAAGUUGGCUUUUCUUUUUUACGCCUUGUUUGUAUUUUUCCAUGUCUAAUACACUAAGGACACUUACUCAUUGUACUUGCAGCUCAGUGUGUCUUUGCUGUUCGGAUACUAAAGUGUACUUCUGAGUCAUCAUGUACCAGGUGGUAGGUUGGACAUAAAUUGGCAUAAUUAGGCCUUGGUACUCAAAGAGAGAAGCUGGUCUCUUUACCAGGUCACAGACUAUCGAAGCAGAUUGUACUGGUCAUCUGACCAUGACAGCUUGAGGGUCAUUGUUUGCAUGCACUACUCUGGGGCCUUGUAUUGGAACCUUUUUUAAAAAAUAAACUAACAUGUCAGUG